AUUUCCAAGUGCAAUGCGGUAGUGUUUUAAGUAAAAUGCAAUUAAAUUAGGGCAAUUUGUAAAUAUAUAUGCAACAAUAAAACAAACGCUGGACAUGCCACUGCCGCGCAGCCAUAGAACGACAAAAGCCACAAGCAGCAACAACAACAAAAAACGUGUGCAUUCUUGGAGACGCUGCUGAUGGAGCAACAACAACCACAACAACAAUCCUCAUUAUCCAUGCGCUGGCUGCGACGCUACCGUUCCUACUUUAUAAUACUCUUGUUUAUAAUUGCCAUACAGCUGUUUCUGGCCUACAAAUCGCUGGACAUUGAUUUGGCGGGCGCACUCCGCACUCAACGUGAUGUCCACGAACCGGAACCGGAGCUGGCAGCGGAGUCGGCAACGGAACUGGAUGCAGUGCAGCCGACUAAAACUGCAGCAGCCUUAACGGCCAAACAACUGGGCUUCCAGCCCGAAUGUGAUUUCCAUGCCAAGGAAGCAAUAUCGGCACUACAACGUGCCAAGACGAAAGACUGCCGUCAACAUAUCGCUAAGAUUGCCUGUGCCAUCCAAGCUGGACGCUUCUAUGCCACCAAACUGCACAGUAGCUGCCCAGCCGGCAAUCAUACGGCCAAUGUGGCCCUGGGUUGCUAUCGGGAUGAGAAGGAUUCACGCCUGCUCGCCGGUUAUUUCACCAGCUUCAAAACGUCCAAUUCACCGGUUGGUUGCAUUGAACUCUGCCUGCAAUCGGGUUAUCCCUAUGCGGGUGUUCAGUAUGCCCGUGAGUGCUUUUGCGGCUUCGAUGCUCCUCCCAGCUCCGCCAAGCUGCCCGAUUCCAGCUGCAACAUGAAGUGUCUCGGGAAUGCCAAGGAAAUCUGUGGUGGAUUCUAUGCCAUGAAUGUCUAUGAAACGGGCAUUGCCAAAUUCACCGCCCAACUGGCAGCUAGUAGUCCAGCCCCUGGAGAACAACAACAUCAACAACAACAGCAGCAGCAACAACAACAAGUUCGGAUUGCAUUUCUGCUGACGUUAAAUGGACGAGCAUUGAGACAAGUUCAUCGACUGCUCCGAGCACUUUAUGCCCCACAACAUGUCUACUACAUUCACGUGGAUGCGCGUCAGGAUUAUCUGUAUCGCCAACUGUUGGAGCUGGAACCCAAGUUUCGUAAUAUUCGGCUGGCUCGGAAGCGUUUCUCAACCAUUUGGGGCGGUGCCUCCCUGCUGACAAUGCUCCUGCAAAGCAUGCAGGAUCUAUUAGAGUCCAGCUGGCAAUGGGAUUUCGUGAUCAAUCUGAGUGAAAGUGAUUUUCCGGUGAAAACACUUGAUAAACUGGUGGAUUUUCUAAGUGCAAAUCGUGGACGCAACUUUGUGAAGGGACAUGGCAGAGAAACACAGCGUUUUAUACAGAAACAGGGAUUGGACAAGACAUUCGUGGAGUGUGAUACGCACAUGUGGCGAAUUGGAGAUCGCAAAUUACCUGCGGGAAUACAGGUGGAUGGUGGCAGCGAUUGGGUGGCACUUUCCCGUCCCUUUGUGGACUAUGUAACGCAUCCCGCUAAGGAUGAUAAAUUGCUGCAGGAACUGUUGUUACUCUUUCGACAUACGUUGCUGCCCGCCGAAUCCUUUUUCCACACUGUGCUGAGGAAUACGGCGCAUUGUCACAGCUAUGUGGACAAUAAUCUGCAUGUGACCAACUGGAAGAGAAAACUGGGCUGCAAGUGUCAGUACAAGCAUGUGGUGGACUGGUGUGGCUGCAGUCCCAAUGACUUUAAGCCCGAGGAUUGGGCACGUCUUCAGGCUACGGAGACGAAAUCCUUAUACUUUGCCCGCAAAUUUGAGCCGAUUAUUAAUCAGGCUGUGCUGUUGCAGCUGGAGGAAUGGCUGUAUGGUCCAUAUACUAGCGAAUAUGCCAAUCUGCAUGGCUACUGGCAAUCGCUGUAUCAUCACGAGGAUCUGCAUGGAGCUGGCGAUGAUUUGGCACGCACUGUGGGCGAUAGUCUCAUGCGACUUGCCGCCCAGCAAAGGAAACUACAAGCGCUAGAAUUGCUGGAAUUAACGCAUUAUCUGCAUCGGGAUCAGUACAAGGGAUUCCUGGUGCGCUUCAGUGUCCAGCGUAGCAAUGACUCCAAGCAGCUGCAGCUGGAGACACGAGUGCGUCCCGUGCAGCAUGGCAAGCUGGCGAGGAAUGCUCGAUUCAGCAAGCGACUGCGCAACUUUGAGGUCUCCACGGACUUUGAUCAGAAGGAGCAAGUGGCUCGCAACUUUGCCAAGCUGCUGGGACCCAGAAGUGAGCUGCUGCUCAGCUACACAUACCAGGGAGUUGCAGGAUCUGCAGAUGAUGUUGGUCACUCGUACAACCUGACGCUGCUGUGGCUGGAUCCCCUGGGACGCCUGCAGGAUUUCAAUGAGCUGCAUGUGGAGGAAUCGCGCAUCGAUGUCAUCAAUCACUCCAAGACGCUGCUGAAGCAACCGCUCACACCGGGCAUCUGGACAGCCAAGCUAAUUGGACGCACCUCCAUCUAUGCACAGCUCAAGUUUCUGGUCACACCCCUGUCCUAUGCCAAUGGUACGCCACUGGCAACAGUUGCCGCGGCUCAGAGCCAGAAUGGAGGACUCGGUCUGUCGCUGCCGGAUGAGUUUGAGCUGCCCGUGGAAUGGCAACAGCAUCUGCACAAUGAUGACGAUGUCUUUGCGUUGCGUCAAGAGGCUUUGGCCAAUUCCCAGCUUGUUGGUCAACAAUUAAAUAGCCACAUUGAUCAAUUGGUGGGCAAGUUCUUUCAGUUGCGUGAAACGUGCAUUGUGAAUGAACCCGCUGUGCUUCCCGAGCUGCCGCUCUGCCAGGAUACCAAUUGGAGUUCACUGGCCCUCGAUCCCAAGAGCGAUAUUGAGGCACUGAUCAAACGCCGAUAAUAAUAAUGGGGAAUCCCCUCGAGUUGUUAUAGCCAUUUUAAUGAAAACGCUACCAUUGAUACCCCAAUUUUGUUAUUAAUUUUGUUGUGUAAAUAACAUGUCCUCCUCUCUGUCUAUGUAUUG
Drosophila innubila is the source of this 3015-nucleotide messenger RNA. It is a transcript of the gene oxt, whose product is annotated as xylosyltransferase oxt. Gene Ontology annotation, cellular component: membrane. The transcript is spliced from 4 exons. Gene Ontology annotation, molecular function: protein xylosyltransferase activity. The coding region runs from base 181 to 2892 and encodes 903 amino acids. Gene Ontology annotation, biological process: chondroitin sulfate proteoglycan biosynthetic process; heparan sulfate proteoglycan biosynthetic process. Lineage: Eukaryota; Metazoa; Arthropoda; Insecta; Diptera; Drosophilidae. The record is from RefSeq and is a predicted model, not a curated record.